CGAUUCACGAUAUUUAUGAGAAAACCGGUCGAAUGCCGCUGCAGAUCUUAAAAAUAGAGGAACACGAAGAAGAAUGUAAGCAGAGCUCAAAUAAAAAAUCUAAAUCGAAUAAGAGCAGGAGAAAGUCUAAAUCCCGAUCAAAUACUCGAUCGCUUAAGAAGUACAAUCAGGAUAAUGAAACUAUUUUUGAAGGUAUGAAGUCUAUCAAGCAGACCCAAUUUGAGGACAGUGAUGACGGCUACGAUUCUCCCAGUGUAAAAUUCAGGGAGGACGAUCAUACCAAUAGCCAUGGAAUCCAUCUAGGUGUCAAGAAAAUUAGAGAUUUUGAGAAGAGAAUUAAUAAAGACAUCUUGUACAGAUACUUGAAAUCAAAAGAAACUAUAGGGAAGAAACUGAAUUUCAGAAAAAUUCUUAGUCGAAAGAAAUAUCUUGAAGAGAAAUAUAAUUCUGAAGAGAGAUUAGACAAACCGAAGUUACAAAAGACAGAACUUGAUCUUCUGGCACUGUCAAAUAAAAACAAGAACAAGAGCCAGAGCGAACUCAAGGUAGCAGUCAGGGCUUGAUCAGUGAAAGAUAAGAUUACAUUUAAUAAAGAGAAAGUUUCAAGGCUGGUUGAUAAUCCUUAUGUUACCAAAAAUACUAACUUUUUAUCAAUAAGACCAAGAUUUUCAAAAAUUCAGAAAAUUGAAACUGAUCAGUCCAAGAGCAGAUUCUUGUUCUCAGUGCCAAGUAGUAGAUUGAGUCAUAGACACCAGAACAGUUUCAGUGAGCUGAACAAGACCAGGUCAGCGACGCCAAUGCAGCGAUUGACUCAGAAAGACACUCUCGCUAAGAAAGGCAAUGCAACAGAAGUUAUUAUCAAGCAUCUCAAUAGACGUCAGGCUAAGACUGUAUCUAAGAGAAGAGGUUGCAGUCAGUUGAAAAUCAGGAAGAAUUGUUCUAGUAGAAGCCCUCAUCAUUUUUACCAUCAGAAAUAAAUACCAGAUUCGAUAAAA
Moneuplotes crassus is the source of this 995-nucleotide messenger RNA. The record is from the annotation of a GenBank genome assembly. Lineage: Eukaryota; Ciliophora; Spirotrichea; Euplotida; Euplotidae.